Messenger RNA from Peronospora matthiolae, 144 nucleotides. NCBI's taxonomy places the organism in Eukaryota, Oomycota, Peronosporomycetes, Peronosporales, Peronosporaceae. The record is from the annotation of a GenBank genome assembly.
AUGAAUGCUGAUGCCGAUUACAUCAACACCGAUGAUGAUGAUGACGAGGACGUUGGUAUAUUCAGCAUCGCCAAUGCCGGCCAUAGUGAGGACGACGACUCCCUCACUGUUGAAGACAACGUUCUUUCAGCAAAUCACACGUAG